Molecule: messenger RNA, 725 nt
Organism: Rubroshorea leprosula
Lineage: Eukaryota; Viridiplantae; Streptophyta; Magnoliopsida; Malvales; Dipterocarpaceae
Source: the annotation of a GenBank genome assembly
CAAAUUCCCGUGGGUUCCCUUCCCACGCUCCUGAUCUCUUCUCCGCCUCAAACCGACGGCCCUGAUCCUCUCUGCCCCCAUGUUACACACACUUCGAUGUAUCGCUUUCCGCCUCGGACAACGAUGCUUCUGCCUGUGUGUCACGGGACCCCACUCUGCUCUCAAAGGCGGGAAAGCUAUGGCUGACUGUCCCUUCCCCAAAUCAGGAUUACAGAGAAUAACACCAGCAAAUCAAGGAUUAGGAAGGAGGAAAGAGUAAAGACCUUUUUCUUGGGUUUAUGAAUGAUUCUGCUUCAAAACUCAUCCUUGGUUUAGUGAAGCAGGUGUAAAAACUAGGAAAAGGGUCUUCCUUUGACUUUGAUUUGCUGGGUCUGGGAGGUUUUAGUCAUGGGUUUGGAGGGACUUUUUUGUUUGUGCGGGUUUUGUUUAUAAUUUUUAAUGUUUAGUCAAUUGUGUUGUGGUACAUUUGUUUAUGUUGGUUUCUGUUCCGCUGUGUCUUACCUUUCUUCUUUUGGGUGUGAAAUUUGCUGUACUCAUUAUUCAGAUUCGUUUUAGUGUCUGGUCAGGGAGGAAGGAUGAGAAUCAGUGACGAAAUUAUUCUCUGCGUCUUUCCUGUGAAUGUUUCGAGUUGAAAAUUCGUGUUUUAUCUGAUUCUACUCCAAGUUGAAGCAGUUUUAAGCUUUGUUGUUUUGGGUUUUUCCACAGAAGUUGAAACAUUUAUAGAC